This is a messenger RNA of Paecilomyces variotii, 2076 nucleotides long. RefSeq lists its product as hypothetical. The record is from RefSeq and is a predicted model, not a curated record. The transcript is spliced from 3 exons. NCBI's taxonomy places the organism in Eukaryota, Fungi, Ascomycota, Eurotiomycetes, Eurotiales, Thermoascaceae. The coding region runs from base 484 to 2076 and encodes 530 amino acids.
UAUUUCUCGGCGACCCGUCGCGGGGGUUCACUAUGGUAGGCAGAUCGACAUAAUUGCCACCCCUCGCCCUUUGCGCGCAAUCUCCCUUUAUUGCUCGAACGCCUCUUCUCCUUCCUAUCUUUCAGGUUAUCAUCUGAAUCCCCCUCCUGGAGUCCUGAAGGCUGGACUCACUUCGGAUUCUGCCACUCCUUUGGACAAUAUUCGCUCUUUACCAAUAUACGUUCCUUACGUGCUUGUUCGGGCAUAUAGCCUUAUUGGGUCUCUUGGUGUAGUAUUCUCAUCGAUUGGGAGUUACUAUAGAGCUGAAAAAAAAGGAGAAAAACCUUGUGAGCUCCCUCUCUUUGACCAACGUCAACCAGGACAGCAGGAACUGUUGAUACCCAGCGCAUCGAAACAAAUAACUAUCGAUAUAUACACCUUUAGACGCUCUCGGAAUUCAAAGAGCAGUCUUGUGCUUAGACCAUUGCUUCUAGCUAUCCGAAAAUGAGGGCCAGUAACUGGCUCAAUGCCGCGCUUGCGGCGGCGUUGACUAUGAAUGUCGACCUGGUCGCCGGUUUCUGGCGUCUCCCGUGUCGAGGACGCUCCGGUGCCGCAAGAGUUGAUCCCCUGAUGAGUCCAGGAGAGAUCUCUCAGCAUGUCCACGUUGUUGCUGGUGGUAAAAAUUUUGGACCGAACGCUGACCAGGAUUCCUUGAUGAAUUCUGAGUGCACUUCGUGUGCCGUUACCCAGGAUAAGUCGGCGUACUGGGCCCCGGGACUUUACUUCAUAUACCAAAAUGGAACCGCCGAGCUUGUCCAGCAAGAGGGUGGUAUGCUUGGUGGCUUCACCGUCAUAUAUGCCGAUCACAGGAAUUCUGAACGAUUCAUUAGGUACUAUCUUCUGUACGGCGAGAACAUCAAGGCUUUCCCCAACGGUUUCAGAAUGAUCGCCGGUGACAGCACCAAGAGGAACUUCACUGGUCCUAUCCCUGAUGCCCCCAAGUCUCUUUGGGGAAGUGCCGACGAACACCAGAAUGAGCUGGCGGAGAAGGCCAUUGGCUUCAACUGCUUGAACUAUGCGACCAACCCGGAGCCUUCCCUCUACCGCCACGAGUUUCCCAAGAAGGAUUUCAUAGAUGCUAACUGCCCCGAUGGAAUACGUGCCGAAUUGAUGUUCCCGUCAUGCUGGAAUGGCAAAGACGUCGACUCUGAAAACCACAAGGACCACGUCGCAUACCCAUCUCUCGUCAUGGAUGGCGAAUGUCCUAAAGGCUACGAGACCAGAAUUGUUUCUCUGUUCUACGAAACAAUCUGGAACACGGCUGCAUACAAGGAUGUCGAAGGAACCUUUGCCUUUGCGAACGGUGAUCCUACUGGUAAUGGCUACCACGGAGACAUGAUGAUGGGUUGGGACGAGGAUUUCCUCCAGCAGGCGGUGGAUACGUGUACCAAUCCAUCCGGUGAGGUCGAGGACUGCCCUCUAUUCGAUCUUCAGUCGGACGACGACCAGAUCCAGUGCCGUUUCGAUGUUCCAUCCGAUCUCCUUGACGAAGACGUUCUCUUUCACAAUGGCCUUCCUGGAGGCCUGCAGCUUUCAUGGGGACCCGAACCUCAGCUCAUGAACAUGGGUGGUAUUAUCUCCUCACUGGUAUCUUCCCUAGUACCAUCGCCAUUUGCAUCUUCUUCUACCCCGUCGCCAUCUGUGGUAUCAUCAUCGGCUACUCCCACGCCGUCCGAAACGACUUCCAGCGUCGCCACGUCUUCACCAUCCCUCGUUUUGCCUUCUGACUUCACUCCCGUGACCAAGCUGGAAGAAGUUGCUGCGACUACUGCUGUUUCUGAGCAGGCCAUCCCAAGUUCCCUUAUUGGCAAGACCGCUGCGUACGAAAUUGUGGUAGUCGAAGAGGACAUUUUUGUCACGAUGGACAAUACCGGUAAUGUUCUGGGUAGCUCUUCAGCGGAUCUGAAGACCCUCUACACAUCGAGCUCGACCGGCAUUAUCGGUGCCCCCAGCGCAGCUCCUGAGAAAAGGGACGGAGUCCACCCUCACGCCCACAAACACAUCCACGGCAGACGGGGCGUCGGUCACCACCAUUGA